Messenger RNA from Schistosoma rodhaini, 3995 nucleotides. NCBI's taxonomy places the organism in Eukaryota, Metazoa, Platyhelminthes, Trematoda, Strigeidida, Schistosomatidae. The record is from the annotation of a GenBank genome assembly.
AAGAAAGCCUGUUGUCCAGCGCAAAAUUUGACUAGUGCGUCACUCCAUGGAGUCUGGAGCGAUAUCUGUAGCUGUUUCUUUGUUUAAAGAGACAUUUCCUAGUUUGGAUGACGAUAUCUCUAGCUACAUAGAAAGCAUUCUCACUGAAAAUGCCGAGCAUUUUGACUCUGAGGGUGAUGUGCAUGACGCAAUCGGCGGAGUUUUAGAUGGAUUUCACCGUCAAAAUAGUGACCAAGAAAUAAAAACUUUAUGCAAAAAGAUUUAUCAUUUGAUGAGGCCGUACGUUGUUUUGGUUUAACGUUGUUGGCACAGGUCUGACGGAUUUGUUGAAAAACAAAUUACUUUGGAUGCUCCAGUGCAGAUGGCAAGUUUACUGGAUACAUUCAGUGAAAGAGUGGUUGACAAUUCUAGUAUCUGGAUGAUGAAGAAACAAAACAGUACUAUCGUUGAUUCUAAAAAAUUAGAAAAGGCUGAGGCUAAAAUAAAAGAAAAGCAGCUGAAGAAAGCAAUUAUCGGAAGACCUGGUAAUGCAGGGAAGGCCAUCGAGGUCAAGGAGAAUGAACGCGCUACAGUUAGUCAACAAGCUGACCGACGGGAACUAGCCUCAUUUUCAAAUGUAGUAUCUCACGUAGGGGAUAUUCGUUUGGAAAAUUUUGACAUUGCUUAUGGUAGCAGAGUUCUCUUACAAGGUGCUAAUCUGUCUCUCACGUAUGGUAAGAGGUAUGGUCUGGUGGGACGAAAUGGUUUCGGCAAAACAACUUUGCUUCGAUCGUUAGCCAAGGGAGAUUUGCGCUUACCACCUGGUGUCCGCGUACUACAUGUAGAACAAGAAGUUGUUGGUGAUUCCCUACCUGCGUUGGAAAGCGUUCUUCAAGCCGAUAUAGAAAGACAUACCCUUCUUAUUGAAUUGGCUCGCCUUCAGGCUGAAAUGAAAACGAGUUCUGGCACAGAUCCAGGUUUAUCUAAUAGCGCAAGCACAAUAGAAUCUCGGGUUGCAGAGAUUUAUUCUCGCUUGAAUGCAAUCGAAGCAGAUAAGGCUCCAGCUCGAGCUGCUGUCGUUUUACAUGGUCUUGGUUUCAGUCAGGAAAUGCAGAGUAAGCCUACAAAAGAAUUUUCCGGCGGAUGGCGUAUGCGUUUAGCUUUAGCACAAGCACUUUUUGCAAAACCAGACCUACUUUUGCUGGAUGAACCUACCAAUAUGCUUGAUAUGCGCGCAAUAAUUUGGUUAGAAGACUAUUUGCAGUCCUCGUCCAACAUCCUUUUGAUUGUCUCACACGAUCGAAGUUUUUUAAAUACAGUCGCAACUGAUAUAAUUCACUUGAAUUGCAAGCGUUUGGAUGCAUACCGAGGCAAUUAUGAUGCUUUUGAGCAAGCUCGUUCUGAAAGAUUGCUAAAUCAACAAAGGGAGUACGAGUCAUUGAAAGCUGAACGAGAGCAUAUACAGCAAUUUAUAGAUAAAUUUCGUUACAAUGCAAAACGUGCAUCCCUGGUACAAAGUAGAAUUAAGCAUUUAGAAAAGUUGCCACCAUUAAUUCCUCCUGAAAAAGAAUUAAAAGUUGUGAUUCGACUGCCAGAUUGUGAGAAACUUUCUCCUCCUUUGUUACAACUUGAUGAAGUCUGUUUUCAUUAUGUACUGGACAAACCAAUUUUAAACCAUGUCAAUUUGAGCAUUUCACCAGAUUCACGAAUCAGCAUUGUUGGUGAAAAUGGUGCAGGUAAAACGACAUUACUUCGGCUUCUUCUAGGUGAGUUAGAACCGACUUCAGGAUUACGCCACGCACAUCGCAGUUUACGUAUUGGCUACUUUAGCCAACAUCACGUUGACCAGCUGGAUUUAAAAUUAAGCAGUUUAGAAUUUUUGAUGAGGAAGUUCCCAAACCAGACUGAACAAGUUUAUCGUUCUCAGUUGGCGAAUUUCAAUAUAACGGAAAUGCUUGCUCUUCAACCAAUCGGCAGUUUGUCAGGAGGACAAAAAUCAAGAGUUGCAUUUGUUGCUAUGUGUAUGUCCAGUCCAAAUUUGCUUGUUCUCGAUGAACCGACAAAUCAUCUAGAUGUGGAAACGAUUGCAGGCUUAUCUGAUGCUUUGGUUAAUUUUCCCGGUGGAGUUGUACUUGUUUCACAUGACGAACGUUUAAUUCAAGCUGUAUGUAAUGAAGUAUGGGUGUGUACACGCAUGGGUUUAAGUCCUGUUGACAGUGCUAAAGGAAGUCGUGUACAUUCAUUACCAGGUGGCUUGGAAGAAUACAAAAAAGCUGUUCGAGUUGAACUGGUUCAACUAAAAUUGUAAUCUAUUAAGAUAAAAUUUGUAUGAAAUAUUCUGACGUUUUAUUAUUAUGCAGGUCUUCAAGAUGGAUUAUAAUUUUGGCUGUGCUUCAUUAUUCUUCACCUGUUUGCUUUCAGUGAAAAUUUUUUUACUUGGAAUAGAUAUGGUUUAUUUUUUUGUUUGUUUUACUUAGUUGGCUGCAGUUGUUUAUUGUCUUUUGUUAGGAUACAUUUGGCUGUUUCCUAAUACGCUGCGUCUUUUGUACACGUCCGUCAGCUAGUUUAUUUAAAAAUCUCGUUUGCCAUGUAAAGGUUUAUGUGGCCAGCUUUGAGUCACAUAGUUUACUCGAGGAUUAGCUAGUGGUACUACCGGGUUGCUAAAACUGAAAUAAUGGAGGGGGUCCAGACGUUGGACUUGGAGUCAGACAAUAACAUUCAACAUAUGCAAACUAACGGUAAAGUCGAAGAGGUGUGGAUAUCAUUAUUUAUCAUAUAAGAACUUGUUAAUAAUGCAUAAAGUGAAGAUGUCAUAGCGUAGAAAAUUUUUUUUCGAAUAUCUCAUUUCCCAGAUACAACCGUAUUUAAAAUUACUUUUAUAUAUAAUGGGCUGUAAUAUAAAUAAAGAGCUUAAUGUGUCAUUAACAGAGCCACUGAAAGUCGGUCAGAAUUUUAAGCUACGUAUCAGUCAAAUGGUAUUAAUAAUGAGAUAACAUAUAGGAACGAGAUGUAAAAGAUUAUCCACCAGAUCAUAAGGAAAAUGAAAAUAUGGACAAACAUGAGUCUAUUAUGCAUGUUAAAAAUAACUUUAAGUAUCAUUGUACAACCUCAGUAAGUGAUAUUAUCGAAAAUAAAGUUUCGAUUUUGUUGACUGCUUCAAUAGUUUGUUUUCGUUAUUUCAAAACCAAAAAGUCUUUAAUUGUGCUACUGCAACAGUGGUACAGAGUACAAUCAUCGAGGAGUUCCUAACCACAAACUCUUUCUUAUGAAUACCACAUUCAAAUAGAGGACUCUACCAAGGAUAGAUAAAUUAGUAUACUAGACAAUAAUCCCAGUAAUCCUAUGAGAUACCUAGGUCAUUUGGUGUAUGUAACUUAAUAUUAUGUUUCGUUUUUUCUCAGUUAAUAGCCGAAAUUAUUGAUUUACAAUCCUAUUGUCACCCAGUCGAUAAAUAAAUACAUAAAAAAUUUAUGUACAGGAAGAAAACUGUUGUUCAUUAUUAUUAACAAGCGUGAUAAUUGUACACAACCUACUAGAUACUCAAUCUGGCCUUCGUUUUUAUUGUUUGCUGAAUAAAUAAAACCAUAUCAUUGAAAGCGUAAUUUAAAGGAAAAACAAAAUAAGCUGAAGAAUAGAAAAUAAAAGUGAAACUGAAUGGAAUUGAUAACAAUAAUAACAGCGGCAACAACACUGCAGAGUGAAACUAGUAACGAAGAGAGAGAGCAAUAAAGAAAAAUAGAGGUUUUAUUCAAGUUCUCAAAAUUUACAUUCAAUGUAUUCUCAUAAAUAAUUUUCUGAGGAUUAAAGAUAAAUGAGAAAAUAACGAAAGACAUAUCAGUUAAAUAGUUGAAUAUUCAUCCCAAGUUAAUUAAUGAGCGAAAAAACGGUUUAGAAGUGCACCAUAACAGGAGAAAGGCAAAUAAUUGCUUUGAAAUUAACAAGUUCUCACUUUUCAUAAUUUACACACUUUUUAAUGUGCUUAUGUGCAAGCUGAAUAAAUAAAUCUACCUUUUGUC